Orycteropus afer afer is the source of this 354-nucleotide messenger RNA. NCBI's taxonomy places the organism in Eukaryota, Metazoa, Chordata, Mammalia, Tubulidentata, Orycteropodidae. The record is from RefSeq and is a predicted model, not a curated record.
AUGACAGAUACUCCUGUGGAAGAAUCCCUCUUCCAAAUCAUCCACUGCUAUCACCAGUACGCGGGGCGGGAAGGGGACGUGGAGACCCUGUCCCUGGAGGAGCUGAAGGCCUUGCUCAUGGACAACGUGCCCCGCUUCAUGGAGAGCUUGGUGUGUGGGGUCUGGGUCAGCCUGUGGGGCCGGAAGGAGCCGUACUACAUCUCGGAGUUGUUCCGUGCAGCAGACAAGAACAAAGACAACCAGAUCUGCUUUGAGGAGUUCCUCCAUGUCCUGGGCAAGCUGAUGAGGGACUAUCACCUCCAGUACCACCGGCAGCUCUGUGCUCACUACUGUGCCCAGCACGGCCUCUAUUAG